AGAAACUCCUUUAAAACGGAGUGAAAAGAAACCGCCCGUCACACAUCCCAACACACCAGCGGAGGAAACUUAUAACCUCAGAGGCAGGUCUCCUCCUCACUGCAGUCACACACCUUCCCGAGGAGCGGACCGGGGCAGCCGCCAGCUCCCGCCACUCGGACGCUCAGACCCUCAGAACUCUCUUCAUUUGUAAGUUAUCGGAAGGCCAAGAUGCUGGUAUUACUGGCUGGUAUCUUUGUGGUCCACAUCGCCACUUGUAUUAUGUUAUUUGUUUCCACCAUUGCCAACGUCUGGGUGGUUUCAGAUUCUGCACAGUCAUCAGUUGGUCUCUGGAAAAACUGUACCAACACUAGCUGUGAUGAAGGCUUGUCAUACUCUGGUGAAGAUGCCCUCAAAGCAGUACAAGCCUUCAUGAUCCUCUCCAUCAUCUUCUCUGUCAUCUCCCUCGUGGUCUUCGUGUUCCAGCUCUUCACCAUGGAGAAGGGAAAUCGAUUCUUCCUCUCGGGGGCCACCAUGCUGGUGUGCUGGCUGUGCAUUCUGGUUGGAGUGUCCAUCUACACACAUCAUUAUGCGAGCGGUUCCGGAACCGGUUACUCAAGCAGUCACCAUGGCUAUUCCUUCAUCCUGACCUGGAUCUGCUUCUGUUUUAGCUUUGUCAUUGGCAUUCUCUAUCUGGUCCUGAGAAAGAAAUAAGGCUGAACAAGUUGAUGGGGACCUGGGGGGUGGGGAGGAGGAAGCAGUUGAAUCUGGGAGAAAAGAGGAAAUUGC
Messenger RNA from Choloepus didactylus (southern two-toed sloth), 768 nucleotides. It is a transcript of the gene EMP1, whose product is annotated as epithelial membrane protein 1. The record is from RefSeq and is a predicted model, not a curated record. The transcript is spliced from 5 exons. Bases 211 to 693 code for a protein of 160 amino acids. Lineage: Eukaryota; Metazoa; Chordata; Mammalia; Pilosa; Megalonychidae. Gene Ontology annotation, cellular component: plasma membrane.